Molecule: messenger RNA, 618 nt
Organism: Closterium sp. NIES-65
Lineage: Eukaryota; Viridiplantae; Streptophyta; Zygnematophyceae; Desmidiales; Closteriaceae
Source: the annotation of a GenBank genome assembly
AUGCCCAUAUCCUUCCAGAUCUCGUGGUGGCGAGCUCAGGCCAUCCGCUUCCUCCUGCGAUGGCCGUCGCUGUACCUCUGCCACCUCACCAACAUUGCACGGCACAGGGCCUUUGGCCGGGAUGCUGCCAUCAGAAUUACAGAAGCUGGCUUUGCUCAGGCUGUAACAGAGGACGGCUUAUCCUCCUUCGAUUCUGCCCUCGCAUCUCCAUCGUUUGACAAUCGGAGGGCGAAUGAGACUCUUGUACAUGACAUGGCGAUGCAGGAUUGGUUGGGAGAGGAGCUGUUUGUUCCAAGGCCAAUGUUGCACAUGCAUGUGCGUCAGGGAGAUAAGAUCCAGCUGGGAAAGGCGGAGUCGGUUGCUACAUGGAUGAGGGCUGCCAUGCUGCUGAGGGUGCAUGACCCAUCGCUGCACCGCAUCCAAUCAAAAAAGAAGACAGAGACAAGGGAUUUGCGUGCCUCGGUGGAGUCUAGCCUAGUGAACCUCAUGCUGGCAGCAGAGUGUGACUACUCUGUCACAACGCUCGAUAGUAACUGGAAUAGGGUCAUACACUCUAUGCGUAUCACAGGUGGUAGGGCCAAUAGCCCAGUUAUUGUGUUAACGAAUGGAGUUUGGUAG